AUGGUACUACUAUCGAGAAAAGAGAUAGAUACCAUCAUCCCCCUCGAUAUACAAGAAGGAGAAGUAAUGACAAAGAAUUUUGUAAAAUACAUAGGGGUAACGCUGGACAGAAAGCUCACGUUUUGGAGCCAACUAAGGCAAGCAGAAGAUGAAGCGGCAGCAAGAGUAGCAGCAUUAAAUCAAAUCAUGCCGAACGUUAGAGGUCCAAAGCCUGCAAAACACAGGCUCCUUAUGUAUAUGGCCCAGUCUAUUAUUUUGUACGAGGCUGAGAUAUGGGAAGAUGAGAUGAACGUUGUAAAUAAAAGGGUGAAAAUCGGCCAAGUUUAA
Copidosoma floridanum is the source of this 327-nucleotide messenger RNA. RefSeq lists its product as uncharacterized. The record is from RefSeq and is a predicted model, not a curated record. Lineage: Eukaryota; Metazoa; Arthropoda; Insecta; Hymenoptera; Encyrtidae.